UUAGUCAAGAAGGGGGCUUACACAGCUCAAGCGCGUGCUCUUGCUAGGGAUCUGGUGAAUGCAGGCUGCUCUCGACAAGCAGUUGGACGUGUUGUGAACCGGAUAACAGCUCUUGUAUCAAGCCCAGGAAAAGCGGCUUCCCGCACCAUCAGCAGGAGGACAGUGAGCCGUGCACUCACAGAAGGAGCUAUUGCAGCGAAAGUGCAGCUCGGGUUUGAGAUAAAACAAAGUAAAGGAUUCUCCAUCAGUAAUGACAGCACAUCUGUCCGAAAGCGUAACUUCGAAGCCCGGCACAUUGCAGUCCAAGCUCCUACCUAUUCGGAUGCCGAGAAAUCAGGUUCUCAGACUGAGAGCCAAUGGAAGAUCCGUGUUGUCUCGAUUAAGCCGUCUCUUAGCCACACAAGCGAGGCACAAGUUGCUGGAUGGAAGGAUGAGAUUAGUGAGAUCACUGCUCUUUUUAACGAAAGUCCUCUUGCACGCCGGCUUCAUCUCUCUCUAGAUCUCAAUGAGUUUCUACUGAAACUCAAGGGAAUGAACACUGAUCAUGCAAGUGAUCAAAAGAAGACAUACCGGCUCUGGCAGCAAUGGAAAGAGAAGACCAUUCGUACCUCUUAUGGCUAUGCAAAGCUCGAGAAUCUGCGUGAUGGAGCACCAAACGAGCUUGCAUCCCUUCUCAUGUUCUCAAUGGCUCGGGCUGUAGAACAAGCUGGAGGUCAGCAGAUUUGGGAUUCAAUGUCACCGGGCGCUCGAGAACCAUUUGUCACAAACAUGAUGGAACAACUUGCCUUGGAACUUGGUACAGAGAUUCACAACUCGCUUUCACCAGAGGAAAAGCGCUCGGUGGACUUGUUCUUUUGGGCUGGAUGUUCGAUGCACAAGGAGCUCAACUCUGUAAAAGGCGGGAACUCGGCGAUGAUGUUAUGGUGGGACGAGAACAAGGCUACACCUCCUAUCUUAUUAGCCAAUAAGGAUAAUGCCGCGGCGAUCAAACUAGCAGAAACAGCAAGCGCCGCAUCUGCAUCAGUCCAACGUGCUCUUGAUCUCUCAUCUAGGGGUGGGGUUAAGGCAACAAGUCUUGCAGGUGCUAUCUUUAACCAUCGAGACAAUAAGAAGGGUCAGCAAGCAGUCCACGAAAUGUACUUCUCCAAUGUAAAGGGGAUUGCUCUUAAGUUUCCUGACACAAGCAAUACUCGCUACCACUCUCACUGUGAUGCAGCUACUCGACUCUUGACGCAUUUGAAUGAUUACAUCAAGUUUCUAGAAUACAUCCGUCUCAACAAAGAUAAUUCCCAGCUCAAUCACAUGGAGGAGAACCUAGAGAACGCGCUCCAGGAUCCUCCCACUUGCACAGAACUGGCAGUACUGGUUCUUUAUUCACAGGCAGUAUCAAAACCUUAUCUAAAGCAUGUUCGAGGAUCGGGAACUGAACAACUCAAUAUGCUCACACUUGGACCGUUCCACGAAAAUCUCAAAAGUCACAUCUCAUUCCUGAUUGAGAAUCCAGGUGCUCUUAUGGAGCACGACAUCAAGAACUCAUACAUCAAAGCCACACUUGAUAAUAGGCCAUGGGAUAAUGAACAAGCAGUUAUUGCUGUUCUCACUCUGCAUCGCAAGGACAGGCUACCAAACUUAAAUGAGGUGCUAGUUGCAUUCCUGAAAGGUGCACUCGACACCUGGCACCGGUUCACCACAGAAUUUGAAUCUACCGGACUGAUAGCAACGGCAUCCGAAGAGGAGACUGACCUGGUGUUCAUACCUGCAACAAAUGACGAGAAUGAGGGACUACUUGGCGCAUGGCGACGGGCUUCUCGCGAAAAUCCAAGCCUUACCUCAGAUAACUUCUCUGACCAGGUGAUGACCCGCCGGAAUGAUACUGAAGAAUUCAUAACCACAGUUCUAGAUGAAACGGACAAGAAAUGGAUCUAUGCAAAGGCACGAGAGGUUCAGGCAAGCGGGAUAGAGGCAGGACGAAAAAAAGCGUUCAUCGAGCACGGAAAGAAGAUCGUUGAAGAAAACCGUCAAAAAGAGCUCGAGAGGAAGAGGAUUCGCGAUGAACGCACCGAAAAAUAUGGCAAGAUCCCACUGAUCCUUGAACACUCUGCCCUUGCCGUGUUGAAACGAGAGUUAUUGCGGGAUCAGUUGGAGGCUCAUCGCACA
This is a messenger RNA of Coniophora puteana RWD-64-598 SS2, 2157 nucleotides long. RefSeq lists its product as uncharacterized. The annotation marks the transcript as partial. NCBI's taxonomy places the organism in Eukaryota, Fungi, Basidiomycota, Agaricomycetes, Boletales, Coniophoraceae. The record is from RefSeq and is a predicted model, not a curated record. The transcript is spliced from 2 exons.